Molecule: messenger RNA, 2355 nt
Organism: Microthlaspi erraticum
Lineage: Eukaryota; Viridiplantae; Streptophyta; Magnoliopsida; Brassicales; Brassicaceae
Source: the annotation of a GenBank genome assembly
AUGCUGAUGUUAAGACUUGACCCCGAAAUCUGGGGUUUCUUUCGCGUUUCUGAGAAGAAUUCAAAAUUCGAAAGAGAAUCGAACUCCGAAGAGAGUGAGAGUUUGAACGAGAAUUUCGAAAUUGAAGAUGGUACUCACGAGAAAUCUCGAGAAGGUGUUGGGGAAGAAAAAAAGAAAGAAUGUCGAAAGAAAAAGAAAGGAGAUGUCGAAUCAGCGUCACCCGAGAUCGGCGCGGAAAAGCAACGGGCUCGACCUGAGGAAGAGAACGAGAACUCAGAGGAAACUAGGAGUGAAAGAGAACUCAGAGGAGACCCUCCGACUGAAGAAGGAGCAGAAGAUGGAGUCGGGAGCGACGGAGGGAGUCAAAGUUUGAGAGACCCUCCGACUGGAGAAGGAGCUUGUGACGGGAGCGACGGAGGGAGGAGACAAAGUGAGAGUGACCCCGAUUCAAGCUACUCGGGCGAGGAAGAGGAAGAGGAAGUGGAACCAAUGAGACCUUUGAGGAUGUAUUUUCCGCCGACGGAGUACACUAAGAAAGUGAAGAUAUCGACGAGGUGUUAUUUGCAUGACUUGUUCGAGACCUUCCGCGAUUUACGGCCUAAGCUUACAGACAAGGAGAAGAAUUGGUUUGAGACUCACCCGCAGUUCAAACACAUCUUCCACAUGUCAAGGGACCGAAACCACAAGCUUCAGGGAAUUUGGACGCUGCUUCUUCGAACCGCAUGCAUUGAGAAGAAAAAAGAAGUUUGGUUCAUUGUAAAUGGCGUGCCUAUCCGUUAUGGUCUAAGGGAACAUGCCUUGAUAUCGGGAUUGUAUUCCCAUAACUAUCCAAGCGGUUUUGCGGAAAAUAAAUCUGGGAAAAUGGCAUUUGUGGAGAAGUAUUUUAAGCUGGGUUCAACAUUCUUAGCUUUCGAGGCUAUUCCACAGUUAGGUGAACGAUUUCUACAACCUUUUCCAGGCGCAGAUGAGGAAUGUCCGAAGAUGUGCAAGUCAAUGUUCAAAAAAUGCGACAUGAAAGGAAUUCCUUUCGAGAGAAUAAGUGCACAACUUGGUACAACUAAGGACAUUGAUAAUAUCCUAACUGCAAACGCUAGUGAGAAGCGUCUUCUGGAAAGAAUCACAGAACCUGAGGACGACGUUGAUGAGCAUUGUGUCGUUGUCGAGAGUUGGAUGAAGCUCGCAAAGCGAUCGCAGGUCGUAUUUUUGAAGGAUAUGUACGACGAAGAUGUGGCAAGAUUAGCAGAAGCUCCUCCUCAGAACCAUGAAGCGGUGAACACCGAAGCGGUGAACCCGGAAGCUGUUAACACGCCAUCCUCAGAAUUGAUAGAGCUUAUCCAGAGCAUGAAGAAGGAGAUGGAAGAGCGUAUGACGACAAUUGAGAAGAAAGUUGAUCGGUUGGAGGUAAGGAUAGCUCCGAUUGAAGCUUAUGUGAAUGAGCAAACUGCUCAUAUGAGGAUGGAGGAUGACAACAUUUGCCAUGACAUCUCACAGGGUUCAAAAGAGAGAGACGGUAAUGAAAGUGGUGACAGGGAUCUCGAAGACGUGGCAGAGGGACUUCGAGACCCGCCACAGGUCAGAGACCCUUCGCAGGACAAGGGUUUAGAAGAACCGCCACAGGUCAGAGACCCUUUGCAGGACAAGGGAGAGGAAGAACCGCCACAUGCCGAUGAAACUCGAGAAGAAGCCAUGGAGGGAGCCAUGGCCGAUGAAAGAGAAGAAGCCAUGGAAAGUCGAGAAGAAGCCAUGGCCGAUGAAAGUCGAGAAGAAGCCAUGGAGGAAGAAGAUGGCAGAGAUAAAUCGCAGGAAAAGGAAGUUGAUGAUGUCUCUGGCAAAGAGAAAGAAAGCGAGCCCGAAAAGGAGAAAGAAGGAGGUGAAAGUCUCGACAGUGUGGUCGCUUCUCCUGAAGGCAAUGUGGAGAAAGAAGGAGGUGAAAGUCUCGGCAGUGUGGUCGCUUCUCCUAAACGACCAAUUUCUCAUCGCCCUAAGCUGAAAGUCCAUCUAAAACGGGAUCGAGAUGGAAUGAACGAGAAGCGGGACGAGGGUAAAAGGCAGAAGCGGGAGAAGCUCUUGGAGGAGGCUAACCAGCCGAGGGUGUCUACAAGGGUAGCUGGGAAGAUAGAGAAGAAGGCAGCAGAAAAGGUAGAGAAGGAAAGGAAGAAUGCAGAAGAAAAGCUAGAGAAGGAAAGGAAGAAGGCAGAAGAAAAGGCUGAGAAAGAAAGGAAGAAGGCAGAAGAAAAGGCUGAGAAAGAAAGGAAGAAGGCAGAAGUGAAGGCUGAGAAAGAAAAGAAGAAGGCUGAGAUGGAAAAGAAGAAGGCGAAAAAGGGAGAGGUUUCGAGAGAGGAUGAGAAGAACUAA